CGGUGGUUCACAGCUUGCUAUGUUUUGUGUACAAAUAAAUCUUUUGUGUUGAUUUGUGAGGUUUUAAUUGCUUUCAAUGCCUUUUCCGGCGUAUGCGUGGAACGUGCCAACGGUUACUGUUACAAAGCUUUUCCUAGAAACGAUCAACUAUUAUCAAACUCCAAACACCCAAGCUGUAUCAAUCAACCAAACCCAAUCCGGUUAAUUUACGUUUCAACGUACACCAAUCGCAAAAAGAAAGACGAUGGCCCAGCGAUUUCCGGGCGCUGGUGGGAUGCCGCAGCGUUACGGUACACCCGUUAGCAAUCCACCGUUUAUGCGUCCGUAUGGGUCAGGAAAUAGUUUCGGGCCGCGGAACUAUUCUGCCCAACCGCAAACAGGUGGAGGACCAACGCAAGUACCACACCAACGUCCGAUGUAUGCUGGAUUUCAGGCAACUAGCAGCAGAGGAUCCGGUGGCCCAAGCGGUGGAGGUAGCGGUGGUGGUGGCAAACGCGGUAGCGUAGAUCGUAAUGCAUCCCAUGCAAAGGCAAACGAUCAGCAAGCGAAGAGAAGGAAAAAGCUCGCCGAUAAAAUACUUCCGCAGAAGGUGCGCGAAUUGGUGCCGGAAUCGCAAGCCUACAUGGAUCUGCUCGCCUUUGAGCGUAAGCUGGAUGCAACUAUAACACGCAAACGGCUCGACAUUCAGGAAACACUCAAGCGUCCGAUGAAGCAGAAGCGCAAGCUACGGAUUUUCAUCUCCAACACGUUCUAUCCGGCGCAGCAUGACAGUGAGACGUUGAACCCGUCACUGCCGCGUGUGGAAUCGUCGUGGGAAUUGCGCGUUGAGGGCCGUUUGCUGGAAGACACCGGUAAACCGGACGGGGUGAAGAUGAAGCGAAAGUUUAGCAGCUUCUUCAAGUCGCUCGUCAUAGAGCUCGAUAAGGAGCUGUACGGGCCGGACAAUUAUCUUGUCGAGUGGCACCGAACCCAUACGACGCAGGAAACGGAUGGAUUUCAGGUGAAGCGUACGGGUGCCCGGAAUGUGCGCUGCACCAUCCUGCUGCUGCUCGACUAUCAACCGUUGCAGUUCAAGCUCGAUCCACGGCUGGCUCGCUUGCUGGGCGUGCAUACGCAAACACGACCCGUAAUCAUUUCCGCCUUAUGGCAGUACAUCAAAACCCAUCGGUUGCAGGAUGCGCACGAGCGUGAGUACAUCACGUGCGAUAAAUAUUUGGAGCAGAUCUUUGGCUGUCAGCAUAUGAAGUUCGCCGAGAUACCGCAGCGGCUUAACCCGCUAUUGCAUCCGCCGGAUCCGAUCGUAAUCAAUCAUGUGAUCAUGGUGGAGGGUGGCGAUGGGCAGGAUGGGAAACAGACGGCCUGCUACGACAUCGAUGUCGAGGUGGACGAUUCGCUGAAACAUCAAAUGAACAACUUUCUCAUGAGCACCGCUAGCCAGCAGGAGAUACAAGCACUCGACGGCAAAAUCCACGACACGGUCGAGACGAUCCAGCAGCUCAAAACGAACCGAGAGUUUUUCCUCUCCUUCGCCAAAGAACCGCACACGUUCAUACACCGGUGGAUCGUGUCACAGAACCGCGACCUCAAGCUGAUGACGGACGUCGUCGGCAAUCCGGAGGAGGAACGGCGUGCUGAGUUCUAUUACCAGCCCUGGGCACAGGAAGCCGUAUCGCGCUACUUCUUCGCGAAGGUGAAUGACAGACGGACCGAGCUAGAGCAAGCACUCGGCAUUCGUCAUACCUAACAGAUACACGACACGGCUGCCUUCCAACCAACCUGAUAACAAUCUGAUUUACAAACAAAUGAAAAGUUUACAGAGAACUGCAGAACCAAAACCCAAGCGUACAAAUCUCACAACGUGUGCCGGCAAUUAGAAUCAAAUCAUAAGAGAACAAGUAUACGUGUUAGUUUUUUUGUGUGUAGUGGAGUGAUAGAAACCAGAAAUAUACCGUGUAUACGAUGAUUUUAA
Molecule: messenger RNA, 1969 nt
Organism: Anopheles moucheti
Lineage: Eukaryota; Metazoa; Arthropoda; Insecta; Diptera; Culicidae
Product: brahma-associated protein of 60 kDa-like
Exons: 3
Coding region: 245-1744 (499 amino acids)
Biological process (GO): regulation of transcription by RNA polymerase II
Cellular component (GO): SWI/SNF complex; nucleus
Source: RefSeq, a predicted model, not a curated record